Molecule: messenger RNA, 3004 nt
Organism: Dinoponera quadriceps
Lineage: Eukaryota; Metazoa; Arthropoda; Insecta; Hymenoptera; Formicidae
Gene: Vps16A
Product: vacuolar protein sorting-associated protein 16 homolog
Exons: 16
Coding region: 157-2652 (831 amino acids)
Biological process (GO): endosomal transport; intracellular protein transport; vacuole fusion, non-autophagic
Cellular component (GO): endosome; lysosomal membrane; HOPS complex
Molecular function (GO): actin binding
Source: RefSeq, a predicted model, not a curated record
AGUCUGUCCUUUUUAGCUGCACUGCUGAACCGAUGUCAUAUGUUAGAGCGAGAUGUUUAACCUUUAGCGCUAAAUAGCGUUAAUAACGUCUCCUCUGUAUUCUGAGUAAUUUGUGUAACAAAUCGCGAAUCGUAAGGACCAAAAUCGCUCGUCAAAAUGUCAGCGAUGUUAACCGCCGAUUGGUUUCCUCUGGGACGCGAUAUAUAUUUUCGCAAAUUUGAGCUGUAUCCGCUAUCCUUUCAGCACGAGAUUUCCAACAAUAAUUGGCUCGUGGCAGCACCUUUUGGGGGUUCUAUUGCUGUUACAAGAAAUCCCAAGAAGUUUGUCAAAGUUCAAGGAGCUACUAAGCCUGUAAUAUUGCUGUAUACGUCAUCAGGAAAGUUGACAGCCAAGCUGCAAUGGAGCAGCGGACAACUGAUAGCACUGGGUUGGUCCCAGCAAGAAGAAUUGUUGUGCAUACAAGAUGACGGCAACGUUCUCAUAUACGACAUGUUUGGAACUUAUCAACAUACCUUUAGCAUGGGAGAUGCAGCCAAAGAUACCAAGGUUAUCGAUGCAAAGUUCUUCACAACUUCAAACAGCACAGGAAUAGCUGUUUUGACAGCCACCAAUCGUAUUUAUUUAGUGAACAAUGUGUCCGACCCUAAAGUCCGACCAAUUACAGACAUGCCUAGAUACGGCGGUCCGAUUGAUUGUUGGUGCAUGAUACAUUGCGACAGGGAGACACAAGUGAUUCUAUCAAAUAGAGAGGGGAUAUUUGUGAUUCACCAGUCUCAUCAAAAUUCAUUUCCAUUCAGUAACCUUUUCAACAAUAAGAUCAACAAUGUACUGGCGAUAACCGUGUCUGGCAAUAAUCGACACAUCGCGCUCUACGCAGAUACUGGACAUUUGUACAUCGGCUCGAUAGACUUCCGAGAGAAGUAUUGCGAAUGUUUUACGAACGUGGACGAAGUCUUAACUAAUAUAGCCUGGUGCGGCACGGAAGCCGUGGUGUGCAGCUGGAGCACCACGAUAAUGGUGGUGGGUCGCACAGCCGAGACCAUAGUGUACAGUUACGACGGUCCGGUGCACCUGGUGACGGAAAUUGACGGAGUACGGGUGCUGUCGGCCUCCUCCCACGAGAUGGUGCAAAAAGUGCCGAAUGUCGUACAGAAGAUAUUUCGGAUCAACUCGAUGGAUCCUGCCUCUUAUCUCUUGGAAGCCUCUAAGCAGUUUCAGAGGAAAAGCCACAAGGCCGACAGCUAUAUCGAUUUGGUGAAGGAUAAGCUGGACGCAGCGGUGAAAGCGUGUAUCGACGGGGCCAGUCACGAAUUCGACUUCGACACGCAGAAGCUCCUGAUGCGGGCUGCCAAGUUCGGGAAAGGAUUCAGUAAAUCGACGGACUCGGAGUAUUACGUGCAAAUGUGCAGGACUUUGAGAGUUCUGAACGCAGUGAGGCAUCCUGCUGUAGGGAUUCCACUGACGUACACGCAAUAUAACGUUCUGACGAAUCAAGUGCUAUUGGACAGGCUAGUAGCGCGUAGACAUUAUUAUUUAAGUAUACAGAUAGCACGGCAUCUACAGUUACCCGAGAUCGAUGGAGAAAGUAGAAUAUUGGCACACUGGGCUUGCUAUAAGGUAAAACAGACGCAAUUAGACAAGGAACAAUUGGCAGAGGAGAUAGCCGAUAAGCUAGGAUAUGCUCCCGGCGUUUCGUAUAGCGAAAUUGCGAAAAGGGCGGCCGAUUGCGGUCAGAAACAGCUGGCCAUCAAGUUGAUCGACUACGAACCACGCGCGCAUCAGCAAAUACCACUGUUGAUGACGCUUGGCGAAGAGCGAACUGCCCUACAUAAAGCGGUGGAAAGUGGCAACACGGACUUGGUUUACACCGUCAUUCUUCGUCUUCGGGAAAGCACAACUCUCUGGGAUUUUCAAAUGGCUAUAGCACAUUGUCCACUGGCUAUGGCUCUGUAUAUUAAAUAUUGCCAGAGCCACAAUAGAGAGACACUGCGAGACAUUUACAAUCAAUACGACGACUUUCAUUCCCAAGCGGUAUGGUUCAUCACUGAGAGUUAUCAACGGAAAAACACGAUGUCGAGGGAUGCGUUGCUGCAGUCCGCGCAAGAAAACUUCAAGUCGGCUCAUAGUGACAUUAACGCGGCACUGACCGAAGAACAGAUAAAGUUAUUAAAAUAUCAAAGGUCUUUGGGAAAAACGUUGCACGAGUCAAUCGUGGGUAAACCUCUACACGAUACUGUGAAGCUGUUGUUACUACGUAAUGAGUUGAAAUUAGCAGACAAAUUGCGAUCGGAGUAUAAAAUACCGGAUCGAAGGUAUUGGUGGUUGAGAAUACAGUGUCUGGCGGAACAAGGUAUGUGGAGCGAUUUAGAGAAAUUCUCUAAAAGCAAAAAGUCUCCCAUUGGUUAUGAGCCAUUUAUAGACGAAUGCCUGAAAUACAACGAAAAGUUAGAAGCGAGGAAAUACUUAACUAGGGUUAAGGACGAUCUUAAAGUGAAGUACCUGGUGAAGUUGAACAUCUUGAACGAAGCGGCCCAAACGGCUUUCGAACAAAAAGACACUUCGGCUCUUACAUUUGUAUUGGCGCAAUGUGGAUCCUCGGAUAAGCAAUUGAUAGACAAGAUCAAUAUGUUCCUAGCUAGCCUCAAGAAUUAAAAUUAAAAUAAAUAAUAAUUUGCAUUUAUACAAAACACUUAUAUAAGAUUAGUGACAUAAACCGUUGAGUAAACAUAAUCUUUCCGCAUUCAAAGAAUUUUAUAAGUCGGUGAACAUUCGUGAGGACGUUAUUCGCGUAAAACCAAUAAAACUGCAAGUACUCUCCUCGAUAAGUAAUCUAUUGUGUAUUUGGCUUCUUAAUCAUUGGCAAAUCGAUAAAUCUAUGUGUGUGUGUGUGUGUGUGUGUGUGUGUGUGUGUGUGUGUGUGUGUGUGUUAUAAUCUGUAUAAAAAAUGUAAAUGUAAAACAUCAGUUGUGUAAUAAAAUAGUAUCAUUAAAUCCCAUACAUCUGC